Molecule: messenger RNA, 1302 nt
Organism: Trypanosoma grayi
Lineage: Eukaryota; Euglenozoa; Kinetoplastea; Trypanosomatida; Trypanosomatidae
Exons: 1
Coding region: 1-1302 (433 amino acids)
Source: RefSeq, a predicted model, not a curated record
AUGAAUGCUGAAGAUGCGCUACAUCCGUGGUCUGUCUCGCGUGUUUUCCGUUCUCUUGAAUCCAGACGGGAGAAUCGUGCAGACUUGCUCACCGUUGCAAGUAGUAUUCCUGACGUCGCUUCGCGUACUAUGCUGUCUCCGCUCUUUUCACAUCGCUCGAUUCACCAGUUUGGUCAUUCCCCUGCGUUUGGUACGAUAUCCUCCAUGUGUAAUCAUGCGCUGACGCAGCAGCGGCGCUACGAAGAAGAGAUUCGGAGUGAUGCGUGUGUAAAUGGGCAGGGUAGCAGUGGUGGUGCAGACCAUGAAGUAACGUUCGCUGCCACGAUAACAAGCAGCUGGCUAGAGAAAACUACGGUGAGUCUGGGAGCCGCACUGCUUCCCCUAAUCGGCAAAUCACAGGAGCAUUUACUUACGGCCCUGAAGAAGCGGUUAUGCGACAUCGUUCAGUGUUCGUCUAGUACCAGCAUUAGUGAUAAAAACUCACCUUAUACGUCUAUUCGAAAAACCACAACCAUUUUGAAUCGAAAAAGGGCGGCGGAGAGGGUCGAAAAGGGAAUGACUUUACCUCAACGGUACGUCCUUCCUGUUGGAAUGACUUCUCCAACGAAUGUUGCCCGCAACGUAAGUGCUAACGAAUGUCGUGAGUUGUUGAGUCAACUAAAAAAUACCCCUGUGCCAUUUCAGGUACGCUCACGCGACGAGGUGAAGCUGCAACAGUCCAAACAAAAGGCUUUGGAGGCGAGCAUGACGGUAGUGCUACCCGAGCAUGUUGUUCCACUGCCGCCAUGGAAACGACGAAAAACGGAUUUGGAGGACACUGCAGAAGCCGAAAAUCUUGCCGACCCACCAGUACCGCUUCUGUCCGCAGAGCCGGUCUGCCCUCAAGAGACUCUACAGGACGCGACAUGGGUAAAGGAGGGGGAACUUGUGCUUGUCAAUGGUCGCCUCGUUUACCGUGAAGGAAAGAAACCACGGGAGGGGCCUCCUAAAAAGGAUAAGACAGCAACCCCAAAGCUUGACGACGCGUUAAACCGCACAACUACUUCAAAAACAUCAGCCGUAUCAAAAAAAAGAAAGGCCUCAGUAGAUUCUCCGCGUAAGAGAAAGUACACCAAACAGCAAAGCAGUGUAUAUGCUUCCCCAUCAAAAUUCAAUGUUGUUAGCACACAGAAUGUGCCAUUAAAAACCAGGGAAGAACUUUUGACGCUGGUGAAUGCUCUUCAGAUCUCCGAUGUUCUACGUGGGGCUUUCUUAAUUGGAUUGAAUGAUGACGCUUCAGUUUUGACGGACAAGAGUCCUUGA